Macadamia integrifolia is the source of this 1209-nucleotide messenger RNA. Its product is annotated as polygalacturonase non-catalytic subunit AroGP2-like. The record is from RefSeq and is a predicted model, not a curated record. The transcript is spliced from 2 exons. Bases 55 to 1080 code for a protein of 341 amino acids. Lineage: Eukaryota; Viridiplantae; Streptophyta; Magnoliopsida; Proteales; Proteaceae.
UACAAGAAGGCACGGAACCAUAUAUCCCAUUCCAUUCUUUAUUUCAAUUCCAUCAUGACUCAUCCCAUUUCAUUGUUUGGACUUUUGGUAGUAUCAUACUUUAGGGGUUUUCAAGCUGAAAAUGUUUUCUUACAAUAUUGGGAAGAGCAUAUUGGUCUUCCACAACCUCCACAUUGGUUAGUUACAAAGGCUUCUCCAUUAAACCUACAUCAGGAGGCAAUGUUUAUAAAACUUAUGGAAGAAAAAGAAUUGGUUUCCCACCUACGAUCAUUCUAUAAGCAAGCUAACAUUGUUUGUUCUACAAAUGCAAUAGAGAAGAACAAAACAGAAAACACAACCCUACCACCUAUAGCCAAGUGGAAUGGUGACAAAGAUAAAUAUGAUGAUCUUCCUGAUGAAACACCCCUAUCAGUUGCCAACCAAGGGGGUUUGCCAUAUUUCCGGAAAUCAAUGGUGAAAAAGGGAAGUUUCAUUAUUGUCCCCGAUCUAAGGGACCCAAUGUCAUAUAAAUCAUUCUUGUCGCGACCUUUAGCAUCAAAAAUCCCUUUUUCUUUUGCCCGGAUUGAAGAAUUGAAGAAGCUUUUUGGUGUAGAAGAUGAAUCAAAUAUGGAUGAUUAUAUUCAACACAGCCUCGAGAUAUGCAAAAAGAGCCCCAUUCGAGGUGAGCUAAGAGGUUGUGCGACUUCCGCUGAAGAUCUCAUUGAUUUUGUUGUUGAGAAAUUAGGGCGCCAUGUACAUGUAUGGAGUACUGAGAGCAUUGAAGGAUCCUACGAGAAUGUUACAAUUGGAAAUGUGAAAGUCAUCCAUGGAAACCUAUCUGAACCACCAACCUUAUGUCAUAGUCUACCAUUCCUAUUUCAAGUCUAUUAUUGCCAUGUUUUUAAGGAAGUAAAAGUAUAUGCAGUUGAUAUACAUACUAAGAAGAAAGUGAAUCAUGCAAUCAUGGCAUGCCACUAUGAUACAUCAACUUGGAGCCCAAAUCAUCUUGCUUUUAAGCUAAUGGGUUUUGGUCCAGGCUUAAUUGAAGUCUGUCAUUGGAUGAAUGAGAAUGGAGUGAUUUGGACAAAAAUUUCACAUUGAGCAGCAUUUGAAAAUUUGAUUAUCUUUUAGUUUUCUUGUUUGUAUUACAUGUUACUGCGAAUGCUAUUUCAAGGAUAAAUAAUGACAUAUUCUGUCUUAUUUAUUAUAUAAUAUAAUUUUGUUCCUCAA